CCUUCUCGACCUUUCCCCUUGCCUGAGUUGCGGUGACUCUCAGGUUAAAACACCACUGGUUGUCUCUAUGUGUGCACAAUAAGCAUAGCCUUUCCGUGUGCUGAAGACCAUCAUCAAGCCAGCCUGAGAGCUAGACAAAGAAAGGUCAUGAGUCAGAAAACCCACAAAAUGCUGAACAAGGUGGAGUGAUGACAUAGAGUCAUAGGACUAUGACAAAUUUACCUUUUAUUUCUUCAAAUAACUGAAUAAGGUACAGUGAGUGAAAUAAGUUUGCCAAAUGUUGCCUAUCUGAAACUCUGCUUAAGGAAAUGGCAGCCUUACUCAGAAAAGCACUAAAGAAGGAAAUAUUUCAUCCAAAUGGAGAUCGUUUAUUUGCUGUGAUUGAAGUAAUGACAUCUACCCAGGAAGACGAAAGGUAUUUCCUUUGCAGUUCAGUAACAAAUUGCAAGGAGGUGCAAAUCACUUUUGUGAAAAACUUAGCUUCGAGUCAAGAUGAACAAUUUGAGAAAAUCAACACAUGGUUCCUCGAAGAUCUUAAGCUUGUGGAUGGAAAAGAAGCAGACCAAGAUAACCCACACUUUGAUAUGCAUUUUGAUAAAGUUUACGGCUGGGAAACUUCCAGCACAGCCUCCAAAUAUACCUUUGUCCGAUGUUUGCAGGAGCUUAAUCACCACUACCUGGGAAAGAAGAUAUUGUUUGUGAAUUUUGACAUUGAUUAUUUAAUUGGUGCCAGUUCAAAUUUGAAUAGAGGAGACUGUAUGCUUGCUUUAAAUAUGUGUGUGUUGUAUAUUUGUAAUUGUGUAUGUUUGUCUUUGUGUAGAUAAGGAUCAUACAU
This is a messenger RNA of Stegostoma tigrinum, 835 nucleotides long. RefSeq names its product exocyst complex component 1 like (gene exoc1l). Lineage: Eukaryota; Metazoa; Chordata; Chondrichthyes; Orectolobiformes; Stegostomatidae. Gene Ontology annotation, molecular function: phosphatidylinositol-4,5-bisphosphate binding. The transcript has 4 exons. Bases 309 to 824 code for a protein of 171 amino acids. Gene Ontology annotation, biological process: Golgi to plasma membrane transport; exocytosis. The record is from RefSeq and is a predicted model, not a curated record. Gene Ontology annotation, cellular component: plasma membrane; exocyst.